GAGGUGGAGGCCGCGCGCCGCCGUGCGCCCAGCCUCUCGGGUCCCCGCGCGUCGCGUGCGCCGGCUGCAGCCCGGGCUCCCACGCUAGCCCCGCGCGGGUACGAGACGCCGCGGCCGGGAGGAAAGCGGAGGGAGGGAGGGAGGACGGGCGGCGGCACUGGCCCGACCCGAACCGGCUCCGUCCCGGCCCCUUCGCACCUGCACCCUCCUCCCGCGGGCCCGGGCCCCUAGCCUCCCCGCACCCUUCUCCGCGUCCGCCCGCGCCUCUCCUUCCCCGCCUGCCCGGCCUCCCAUUCAUUCCGCCGCCGCUUCCCCUCCCCUCCCGGCCCCUACUUCCCGGGCCCCAGCGCCUUCCCGCGCGGACUCCGCCGCGUCCUCGGGGUUCCUGGCACCUUCAUGGAAGUUUAGCGCCUGGACAGUCGCCCCGAGUCCGGCCUGAGAGCGCAGCCGGCUGCUGGCCCGGAGAGGAAGAUGUCUGUGCUCCGGCGGAUGACGCGGGUCUCCAAUCGCUCCCUCCUCGCCUUCAUCUUCUUCUUCUCCCUCUCCUCGUCUUGUCUCUACUUCAUCUAUGUGGCUCCGGGAAUCGCCAACACAUAUCUCUUUAUGGUACAAGCCCGAGGUAUAAUGUUGAGAGAAAAUGUGAAGACAAUAGGACACAUGAUCAGACUGUACACCAAUAAAAACACAACGCUCAAUGGUACAGAUUAUCCUGAAGGCAAUAAUUCAAGUGAUUAUCCUGUCCAAACAACAACGUAUCUUCCAGAAAACUUCACAUAUUCACCAUACCUCCCCUGCCCAGAAAAACUGCCUUACAUGCGGGGAUUCCUCAAUGUCAAUGUAAGUGAAGUCAGUUUUGAUGAAGUGCAUCAGCUCUUCUCCAAGGAUUUAGAUAUUGAGCCAGGAGGUCACUGGAGGCCUAAAGACUGUAAACCCAGAUGGAAGGUGGCAGUUCUCAUUCCUUUCCGUAAUCGCCAUGAGCAUCUUCCAAUUUUUUUCUUGCACCUGAUUCCUAUGCUCCAGAAACAGCGGCUGGAAUUUGCCUUUUAUGUCAUUGAACAGACUGGCACACAGCCUUUUAACCGUGCAAUGCUCUUCAAUGUGGGGUUCAAAGAAGCCAUGAAGGACAGUGUCUGGGACUGUGUGAUCUUCCACGAUGUGGAUCAUCUCCCUGAAAAUGACCGGAACUACUAUGGAUGUGGAGAAAUGCCGCGUCACUUUGCAGCAAAGCUGGAUAAAUACAUGUAUAUUCUUCCAUAUAAAGAGUUUUUUGGUGGUGUAAGUGGACUGACAGUGGAACAGUUUGGAAAGAUCAAUGGUUUCCCUAAUGCCUUCUGGGGGUGGGGAGGAGAAGAUGAUGACCUCUGGAACAGAGUACACUAUGCUGGAUAUAAUGUAACCAGACCAGAGGGAGAUUUAGGGAAAUACAAGUCUAUUCCUCAUCAUCAUCGAGGGGAAGUCCAGUUUUUAGGACGGUAUAAAUUACUAAGGUAUUCUAAAGAACGUCAGUACAUCGAUGGGUUGAACAAUUUAUUAUACACUCCAAAAAUACUGGUUGAUAGGUUGUAUACAAAUAUAUCUGUAAACCUCAUGCCAGAGUUAGCUCCAAUCGAAGACUAUUAAAAGAGGUAGCUCUGUGGUCAGGUGGACCACAGUGCUGGACCAGAAACCUGGAGUCCACUCGUGUUGGAGGUCAGUGCUUUGAUGUGUUUCAGUGUCCUGAUCGCAGAGAAGAGCCAGCGUCCACCAUUUUACAGUGUGGGAUUAAAUCCAGUCGCCCUUCUCCCCUCCCCUCCCCUCUUUGAGUCACGUCCCGUGAUGAGCACUGCAGAAGCUGGAAGCCAUUGCUAAAGACUGGAAGUGAAGAGGGACCCUACAAAGAGAAAAUUUUUAUACUGAAAUCUAUAAUUUAAUCCAAGAGAAUGCUUUUAUUUCUGUUUCAACCUAUUUUGUACAUAGGUGAUGUAAAUUAUAUUGUGUUCAAAUUGUUUAAAAAUAAGUAUUACAGUUUUGCAUGUAAUCGGUUAUGCCUUUAUUGGACUUUUAUAGACAUUUUUUAUUUGCAUGGGAAAAAAACUAAAUUUAUGUCACUAAACAAAGGUUAACCCUUGUGUGAAAUGAAGGAACUGUCAAUAAUUGACAGCAAACUAAUACAGUAAACUGUUAUACUAGUUUUCAGCUUUAGACCUUCAGCCUCUCAUGUGGAAGAAGUCACAGCUAAGCUUUCUGAGGGCUUUAAAGGGAAAAAAGAAAGGAUUUAAAUGGCUUUUCUUCCUGCCAGAAUUACCUUUUUUCCUUGCUUGCAAUCUCAUCAGAUUUUGCUAAAUAACACCAUAUCAUUUAUGCAUAUUGCAUGAGUAUUACCAAGAAAUCUUAAAAGUUGUGAUGUGACAUGAUAUAAAGGACUUCUUUACGUUAAAUCUCUUUUAUGUACCUCUGGUGUAAGUGUCAGGGGUUCUGUGCCUCUAAAAAUGUUCCCAAGGUUGUGUGUUUAUACACUGUGUGUUUUUUUUAAUUCAUAGUAUAUAGCACUUUUAUUAUUUCCAGUUCAGAAGAGCCAAAACAAUCAUUAAGUUAAAAGUUAGUUUUUUUCUUUUUUUAAGGAAUGAGCUAUGAAAAACCCAUUAGUACUUAUACAGAUUAAUUAUACUAUUAGAUAAGAAAUUAAAUGUUCUAUUUUUAUGAAUAUAAAUGCUUAGAUAAAGACUGAUUUUAAGUUUAAAUCACUUUUGAAAAGGAACCCUUUUAAUAUCAGCAGUUAAAUUCAAAUUAUAUUUUUUCCACUUUCAAGAAAUCUUUGAUGUUAUUAAAAUUUCCUCAUUAAAAGUAUAAUUUAAUAGAACUAUCUUAAAAUACAUUGUCAGUUAGUUAAAUACACUAUUAUAAUAUAUACUUUUGAAAACAGGUCUUAUUUCCUGACUACAAGUAUUUUUAUCUUAAAAUUGGACGAAAUUUUCUGAGGCAAAACCAAACAACAUUCUUAGUUUGAAAAGCAUUAAUUAGAAAAAUCCUUUAAAAUAUUUUACAACAUUUUCACAAAUGUAAAACCAGAAAAAGUGAAUCUUCAACAAUGAAGAGUAAUAGAAUUCUAUAAUAAGAAAUAUUUGAGUAAAAUUUGCCUAUAGAUUAUUCACCUAAAACAGAAAUGUGGUUUUUAAUUUUUUUUUUUUUUUGGUACCGGAGAUCGAACUCGGGUCCUUGUGCUUGUGCAGCAGGCGGUGAAACCACUGAGCUAAAUCCCCAGCCCUAGAAAUGUGGUUCUUUUAAUCUCAGGUUGUAAGUUUAAUUUUGAAGUGUCAUUUUCUGUGGCAGUUUCAGUAACAGAAAUGAUCAUAAACCAAAUUAUAAAAUAAUUGAAAAUCUUACAGUUUAAAAACUUUAUAGCCUCUCUUUCUGAUGCCAAACAGAACCUUUUCAUAUUUACUUCUUAGAAAUAGUUCCAAAACAUUUCAUUUUUGGGGGUGAUAUUCAAAAUAGUAAAAAAAAAAAAUCAAACCUUCUGAAAAUUAAGACAUUUGUACCUAAGUUAUGUGUCUGUUCAUUUUGUCUCUCACAGCCAACAUAGUUUCUUGAUGAAAUGAAAGUGGAGUGAUAAUAAUUAAUGUUUGUGGACCGCUAGCAAGAUACAAGGAGCUUGGGAACAUAAUUAACCCAAUAAUACUGAAGUAUUUUAGUUGUGGGAAAAAUUAAUGUUAUUUGAGUCUUUUUAAGGAAAUACAUUUUUCAUUUUAAUGCAGAAUUUGUCCACAUUUGGAAUCUUUUUGUUUUGAUACACAUUUCACUGUUUCAAGAGAAUUCAGUACUACUAGUGUUUGCCUUAUUAUUAGAAUGGAAUGUAAGUAUUUUGCUGUUUUGAAUAUGGUAUGUUAUCCUGUGGAAAUCACUUCACCAGUUUGCGUUUUAAAAAUUUUUUAGUACAGACCUAAAAUUAUUUUGGCUGUAAACAGUAACAUUUAUCUGUUUCUGAAAAUGCCAUGUUUUUCCCAGUUAUAUUAUAUGACAGAAAAUCUGUUUCCUAAAGAACAAAAAAUACAUUGCAACUGUAAACAGUCCUCUUUAUAGUAUAUUUAGUGGAUUUAUUAAUGAAUGUGUAUUGAUUGCUUCCUGUAUCAGGUGCAAUGCUGGCGUGUCUAUUUAAAAGUAUUAUUUCAUUUUUAAACAAAGCAAGUCAAGGAAGUUGAAAUCUUUCUGAAAUCAUAAAGUCGUCCUCUGAUAGGUAAAGUGUCUGCUGUACUUCUUAGUCUCAAAAUCAGCUGACUAUGUGGAUGUAGAUCAGGAUGUCCCUAUGGUGCCACUGGGGACUUUGGUGUCUUUCAAUUUGAGAAAGAAGUAGUGAUUAAAGAGUCUGUUUGUAGAAAAGAAAAGGGAAAAUGUAUACACAUUUGUUGUAACAUUAUGUCUGAUUCAUAGUGAAGAUAGUCAUUCAAUUCUUCACCAAAACUAGGGUUCAACAAGGAUGGUUUUAAAAAAAAAAAUCUAAAUUUCUGUUUGUAUUUUGUGAAAAGGUGUUCAGUAGGAAAACCUUAUUUAUAGUAUUAUAUAAAUAUAAAAUUGUGUUAAAAACUUACACUGUUUUAUCAGCCAAGAUACUGAUACCCAUUUUAAAGCAAAAUGGAACAAUAUCCAGUAUAAUAUUCUCCUUCUGGAUGCUCCCUACAAGCAAAAGAAAAUUUUGUGUCACUUUAUUUGGCUUUGGUCUGUCUCUUGUUCCAUUUCUUUAUGUGAUUUUCAGACUAAUAGACCUCUGGAUUUAUUGUCUUGGAUUUGCAAGUAUGCUAGCUGAGAACUAAAAUGUUCAUAGCAUUGUUUAUCAGAAAGAGGAAGUGUACUUAAGAUUAUUUGAUUAAGAAAGGCUUCUACAUAAAUGCACUGAAAUAAAUGCUGGCAAUUUCUUGUACUCAUUUUCUUCUUUUUGCUUCUCAUGGAAAUGUUUGUACUUUUUUAUCAUUGUCUUUUAUGAAAUAUAAUGUUCUAAAGA
Molecule: messenger RNA, 4975 nt
Organism: Heterocephalus glaber (naked mole-rat)
Lineage: Eukaryota; Metazoa; Chordata; Mammalia; Rodentia; Bathyergidae
Gene: B4galt6
Product: beta-1,4-galactosyltransferase 6
Biological process (GO): glycosphingolipid biosynthetic process; carbohydrate metabolic process
Cellular component (GO): Golgi apparatus
Molecular function (GO): UDP-galactose:glucosylceramide beta-1,4-galactosyltransferase activity
Source: RefSeq, a predicted model, not a curated record